CGAGCAGCUCACUACCCUAGCUUAGCUUCUACUUAAAGAAACAGGAAGAAAGGAUCGUAUAAUAGAAAGCAACCUUCUACUACUUCUUUGUGAUUCUUCAACAAUGGCGUCCUCACCUCUUUGCCCCCUCCUCCUCCCACUGCUUCUUUCUUCCAUUCUCUUGCUGAAUCGCCCUGUCAAAUGUGAUAAUGAGGAUGAUAAUCUUCUUCGAGGCAUCAACAGCUAUCGAGCAUCCUUGAACUUGGCAGCUCUAUCAAAGAAUGACGACGCAGAGUGCCUUGCUGGUGAAAUAGCUGACCAAUUCAAGGGCCAACCCUGCACAAACACUACAGGGUCCAACACAGUACCAGGCACUGAACCGCAAUUCGCUGGCUACCCGAACCUUUUAGCUAAAUGCCAUUUGAAUGUCUCCAACACGCAGGAUGGGGUCAUAAUGCCUGCUUGUGUACCCAAACUGGAGCCAAGUCUGGUCCUCACUAACUUUACAGGGUCUCAGUACUCAGGUAAUCUCAAUGACACCAAGUACGUAGGAGCUGGGAUUGGCUCUGAAGAUAAUUGGAUUGUCGUUGUUCUGACCACAAACACAUCCACUGGAAGCUUUACCCCUUCCAACGCUGCCAGCGUAGUUUCCAGGAUUGGUUUGAUCUUCCAUUUGCUGUUUUUGCUGAUGGGUUAUAUCUUCCUGUUGUAAACUAAGACGAUGGCCAGACCCUUUGUUUUCUUGACAGUUUUUGGAGGAUUACUAAUCAAUGGGCCAUGUUAAAAACUUGCGACACAGGAGUUUUUCCACUUUUCCAACACAUAUAUAUCUUCAAAAAAAAAAAAAUGUUACGGAAUACAGAGCUGCUUUCAUGGUGAAAAUUUGGGUCCAUUCCUCAGUUCCUGCAUACAUUGAUCUGCCAAGUUGUACUUGAUAGUUGAAUGUUGGGUAGGCCUGUGAACGGAGCGGGUUGUGCAAGGAUAUGUCUUGUUAUCAUCAUUGUGACAUUGUUUUGUAGUUUUUUUUUUCAUUGUUGACGUUGUUUAGUUCUGCACUUGUGGGUUUUCUGCGAUGAGAAAUGGAAGCAAGAAUCUAGAACUAUUCCAUUCA
Molecule: messenger RNA, 1090 nt
Organism: Alnus glutinosa
Lineage: Eukaryota; Viridiplantae; Streptophyta; Magnoliopsida; Fagales; Betulaceae
Exons: 2
Coding region: 104-691 (195 amino acids)
Source: RefSeq, a predicted model, not a curated record